AUGUCGAAACGCAAACAAGACGACUCUGACUCCGAUUCUUCUGAUGUGAAUCUCAUAGACGUUGAUUUUGACUUUUUCGACCCAAACCCUGCUGUGGACUACAUCGCGAUCAAGCGACUGCUGGUUCAGCUUUUUCAGUCGGACGCCGAGGGACUGCAUCUGAAUGAGCUCACGGACUUGAUACUCAGCCAACCAACUGUGGGCACCACAAUCAAAACGGAUGGGAUGGAGAGCGAUCCAUACGCUCUUCUGACUGUCCUGAACUUGCAUAUCCAGCGCGACCACCCUUCAAUCCGCGCACUGGUCGAAUAUAUCCUCAGGAAAACAUCUCAGUCCUCUGAUCCCUCGUUUCACGGCGCGCUAUCUGUGCUGCUAUCUCCCGACCAGACCGCACAGCACGUGGGACUCAUUAUCUGUGAACGUUUGAUCAACAUGCCCGUUCAGACGGUCCCACCCAUGUAUAAAAUGCUCGGCGACGAGAUCAGAUGGGCGAUCGAAGCGAAUCAACCAUUCACCUUCUCUCAUCUACUCUUUGUCUCGCGGACAUACCAUCUUUCACCCGAAGAAGAGUCUUAUCUUGCGUCCAACCCUCGUUCCCCGUCGUCGAAGAAGUCAAAGAAGCAAAAGGCCAAAAGUCAACCCGUAGCCCAGCGGCCCGCUGGUGGUAUAUACCCAUUCCACCCCGAAGACGACAUCAUCAUGCAAUGCGCAAGUCACACUCUGAACUACUCGUUCGACAAUGCUCCGCGUGAAAAGCGAGACGCAGAAACGUUCGGGAUAGACAACAGAGGGAGGGUCAUGCUCGUGCCCGUUGAACGCUUCGAGGAGUUGAUCAGACGUAUGGGGGACACUUACGUCGCUUGA
Molecule: messenger RNA, 864 nt
Organism: Pleurotus ostreatus (oyster mushroom)
Lineage: Eukaryota; Fungi; Basidiomycota; Agaricomycetes; Agaricales; Pleurotaceae
Gene: BCP1
Product: Mss4p nuclear export
Exons: 4
Coding region: 1-864 (287 amino acids)
Cellular component (GO): nucleus
Source: RefSeq, a predicted model, not a curated record